UUCAUUCAGUUUACAGAUAAUAACGAUGUUAUGCACAUCGUAGAUUUGGAGGAGCAAUUGGAUACUAAGCUAUUAGAUGAAAUCUAUAGAAAUCCUGACGAUAAUCAAUACCUUCUUUACACAAGGGAUAAUCCUCGUGUACCUCAAACACUUCGAAUUAAUAACACCAUUGGUGUAUUUUUUUCGAAAUUUGAUGCCAGAAAACCAACUAUUGUUAUUGUUCAUGGAUGGUUAAGCGAUCGAAAUACAAAUGUAAAUAAAGCUCUCACAGAUGCAUUCCUUCGUAAAAGUAACGUCAAUGUUAUUGUUAUGGAAUGGAAAAGACUCGCUUUAUCUAAUUAUGUAACUGCUGCCGCUGGAGUACCUGCGGUGGGUCGUAGACUGGGACAGUUCUUAAAAUUCCUUCACAGUGUAACAAGAGCACCUUUAGAAACUAUGCACAUUAUUGGCUAUAGUUUAGGUGCACAUUUAGCUGGUAAUGCUGGCAGAGAACUUGGCGGCAGAGUUGCACGCGUUACGGGUUUGGAUCCAGCAGGGCCUUUAUGGAAUCUCAAUCCAGAUCGUCUUAGAUCAUCCGAUGGUGUUUACGUUGAAGCUAUACAUACUGAUGGUGGAGUUCUUGGACAGGGAAUUGGAUCAGCGGUAGCUGAUGCUGACUUUUUCCCUAACGGCGGCAUCUCUCAACCUGGUUGCUUAACAAGCUUUUGUCAUCACCAACGUGCAUGGGAGUUAUUUGCUUCAAGCGUGACUUAUGACCAUUUCCUUGGUAGACAAUGCUCUAACAAGCUUCAAGUUUCUUUGAAUAGCUGUCGUGGUAAAUAUUUUAAAAUGGGCAAUGGUGAUCUACGUAAAAGAGGCUCGGGCUUGUACAGAUUAAAUACUGGAAGAAGAUAUCCUUAUUAA
This is a messenger RNA of Nymphalis io (European peacock), 903 nucleotides long. RefSeq names its product pancreatic lipase-related protein 2-like. Gene Ontology annotation, biological process: lipid metabolic process. The coding region runs from base 31 to 903 and encodes 290 amino acids. Lineage: Eukaryota; Metazoa; Arthropoda; Insecta; Lepidoptera; Nymphalidae. The record is from RefSeq and is a predicted model, not a curated record. Gene Ontology annotation, molecular function: lipase activity. The transcript is spliced from 5 exons.